Molecule: messenger RNA, 317 nt
Organism: Leptosomus discolor (cuckoo roller)
Lineage: Eukaryota; Metazoa; Chordata; Aves; Leptosomiformes; Leptosomidae
Source: RefSeq, a predicted model, not a curated record
AAAAAAAUUAAAUCAGACGAGAAUAAAGAGUUCACUGAAAUGUCAGAAUGGCCAAUUCUUUAAGAGGUGAAGUGUUGAAUCUGUACAAAAAUCUGCUGUACCUUGGAAGGGAGUAUCCCAAAGGAGCAGACUACUUUAGAAGCCGUUUGAAAGCAGCUUUUCUAAAAAACAAAGAUGUGAAAGAUCCUGAAAAAAUUAAGCAACUAAUUGCACGAGGAGAAUUUGUUAUAAAAGAGCUGGAGGCUUUGUACUUUCUCAGAAAAUACAGAGCUCUGAAACAGCGCUACUACAGUGACGACAAUCAAUAACCAGUGCCG